Messenger RNA from Prorocentrum cordatum, 1278 nucleotides. NCBI's taxonomy places the organism in Eukaryota, Dinophyceae, Prorocentrales, Prorocentraceae. The record is from the annotation of a GenBank genome assembly.
AGCCAGUUUUGGUUCACGCUCAGGCCGCGGGUUCGCCACUCCCUCAAUCGAUCGUUUUGCCAGCCUGGAUGAGCCGACGUACAUUUGUGCCUGUAGGUUUGGGCCAAAUGAAGAGGUGCAUCAGCCUGGCUUUCCUAUCCUUUCUGAGUGUUAGGCUCGUGUGCCCAUUCGCUUUUGGUUUAGUCCCGUCAGCUCGACUUUCUGACGUAAGAGGUGGGUGUGCGUCACGAUCGUCGUUCGAACAGUGGUUAGAGGGUAUGCGAGAAUCAUUUGCGAAGGUUGCAGGUUGGGAGGCGCCGCUGUCGCCUGCACAGGAUAACCUCCCUUGCAGCACAGACGUGGGUCUGGGACUCCUGCGCCAGAUGGAAGAAAGCGAUGACGACUCCUUCAUGGUCGCACUUCAGUCGACACUGCUCAGCUUGCGCAGCACACCGGAAGCGCCAGUGAUCGCCGCGUUGGAUGACACCGCCCUGCUCAAGCAGCGGAUUGAAGGCGUCGUCAGGAAGGAGCGGCAGCAACAGAUUUUGGCAGACCUUCUACACAUUGGGACAGUCUACCGCCUGCGCAGUGAAGGCCUCGUCCUUGCCUCUGGACCUGUCGGCCAGGAGCCUGGUAUUGAUCAGGCUGCUUUUCAUAAUUCCUUGCAGAUAUUGCCGGCUGCAGUUGCUAUGGAAGUGCGGGGCUACGUCUUGGCCACCGUGCCGGCGCUGGGUGCGGCCACGCGGCUGCAAGUGACCAGGGCCAAUUUGGCGCCACUGCUCAUGGGUGCAGGGCUCUACGGCUAUUUCUUGGCAGGCGCCGCCCAAAGCAGCAGUGAUGCAGAGGUCGCUCGGCUGGCACAGUCUGACUGGGAUUCCCCGGCGGCCUUUGCGGUGAUGUCGGCUCGGGUUGGAAGCUUGCUCGAGCUCCCCGCGGAAAGCGAAGACCCUCUGCAGCGGUAUGCCUCGUUGAGUGCGGUGACCACGGAGGUGCAGUCUCUGCCAGGCGGCGAGGCAGGCCUGCCUACUUCGGACCUUGGGCGGCUUGAGGGGGGAUGCCUGCAACUGUGCGCGGAGGGGCUGCGCAGACUCAUGGGCGAGCUGUGCGCAUUUGGUUUUACCAUGCGCCUCUGGGAGCAGAAGAUCACGAAGUUUACAAGUCCAGGGUAGCCUAUCGCUGUGUGCGAGGGUCAUCUCGUUGAGGGCAGCGUAAACAAAUGUGUAUUGAGCGAUUUUUGCCGCUGGGGGGCAUCCUGGGGUGUCUCCGCGGCCACCUCGAGCUGUCUCGUUGUGGUCCCAG